GUUAUCAUUGAAGAAAAGUGUGUUUUCGUGAAAAACAGUGAAAAGAACUGAAAAUAACUUUAUUUCUCAACCGUUUCUCUCUUUCUCACGAUUCGAUGCAAUCCUAUGUUUUGCGCCAAAACUCUGUUCCAAACUUUGCCUCCAAUUAGGCGUCGAAUGUCUACACGUUUUGCUCGUCGUCUGUACUAAAGGCCAGAGACGCGGCAAACGGCCGCCGAAUGAACGCAAACGUCGUCGACAUCGGCGCCAAAGCGUCCGGCGGUUGGACUCAAAGCAAUGGCGCAAGACUGGAGUUCCGCCCGAAAUACGCGGUCACGAGAGCCGCCCUCAGCCCCGACGGCCGACUCGUGGCCUUCGCAGACAAAUUGGGAUCCGUUUUCGUCUUGCAAUUGGACGACAAUCGCUUCCAACUAUCGGCCGCUCUUCACUCGCCGGUCACGUGUCUCGCGUUCGUCGACUCCGACGCCGAAGACGUGGACUGCGAUCUCAUCGUCACGACCGUCGACUCGAAUGCCAUUCACUUCUUGAAGUUGUGCCCGAAUUCGUUGCGCAGUCGCCGUGUCGUCCGAAUAGACGGCGGCCACAAGUCCUCCAUAAACGACGUGUCGUUCGACGGAAAGCACCGAAUGAUGACUUCUUCCGCUUACGACUCGUCUGCCAUUUGGUCGGUCCUCUCAUUCCUGAGGCUCAACGCUCUCGACGACCGCAAGUGCCAGAAGUCCGUGUUCUGCGGCCAUCACGUGAUAAUCAGCGCCUACAGGGACGCCGUCUUUGUCCUCGAUUCUCACACUUUCGCCGUUUUGCGGAAACUCGAGUCGAGACAACUGCUGGAAGUGCGACACGACUUCUUCGUCACGAAAGACAGAGACAAACGCCGCGAAAAACACGUGAUUUCGGCCGAGAAGACGAUCGAGUCGUUCCCCGAAAGGGACCGCAAAACGCAACCAUUGGCCGAAAGCGAGACAUUGUUGGCGGAAAGCGACGCCCUUUUCGUCGCUCUGAGCGCCAAAUCGCAUCUCAUUGUCGUUCGCGUGAAUCGUCGGCCAAACACCAGACGAGAAAAGCCCGCAGAAGAAGACAAUGCGUCGCAAAGCGUGCAAUCGAUUGCCGAAGAAUUACUUCGAAAGUACGCGAAAUUCCCGCAAAAGUACCGAAUCUUCAUUUGGACACAACUUCUUGCGCUUCCGCGCGACCGCCGCUUCUUCCACGCCAUCGACGCGCUCUCAGCCGCUCUUCGGCCGGAAGUGCGAGAAGCGCUCAAAGACUGCCAUUUCGUGGACUCUGCGGUCGGCGACUCUUUGGUCGAACUUUUGGCGCAACUCUUCCAAUGGCGGCCGGAACUCCUGAACGACAGUUUGGCCGCAGAUUUGGCGCUCUUUUGCUUUCCAGUAUAUCUCGUGACCGCUUUUUGUCUCGAAUCCCGAGAAGCGCUUCUUCGGCUGCGAACGCGCCCCGAAAUCAAAGCCUACUUCCGGUCGCAGCACUCAAUUGCGGCCAAAGUGGUCACCUCUUCGGCGUACUCUCUGGCCCUCCAAUACGUGCCCCUAAAUGCACACCAAUUCACAACCCCUCUCUUCCCCUCUUAG
Messenger RNA from Oppiella nova, 1586 nucleotides. Lineage: Eukaryota; Metazoa; Arthropoda; Arachnida; Sarcoptiformes; Oppiidae. The record is from the annotation of a GenBank genome assembly.